This is a messenger RNA of Misgurnus anguillicaudatus (oriental weatherfish), 5354 nucleotides long. RefSeq names its product jumonji and AT-rich interaction domain containing 2a (gene jarid2a). Gene Ontology annotation, molecular function: DNA binding. Gene Ontology annotation, biological process: chromatin remodeling; regulation of gene expression. The record is from RefSeq and is a predicted model, not a curated record. Gene Ontology annotation, cellular component: nucleus; chromatin. Lineage: Eukaryota; Metazoa; Chordata; Actinopteri; Cypriniformes; Cobitidae.
CGCCACUAGGUCGCAUUGACAUCGGUGCAAUUGAGUUCACACACAAUAUGAAGGAGCACAGCGGCAGCCAAACCCCAACUCUAGAUUUUACAAUUCGGCUUGUCUGACUUUUCAGCACCCGCAUAAUGUAACAACAACCAACACGUUACAACCUACGACGAUAGAAGCCAAAUGCUGGCUUUUAUUUUGACUGCGAGAAUGAUCGUCGUGCGGGGAGAACUGACAAUACGCCGUUUCAGCUUUCCAAUGGAAGAUCGCCCCAGCUCAUUUCAGCGGAUAUGUUGCCGUUGUGCUUUUUGCAUAUACUCUUUUUAAUCGACCUGGAUCUUUAGAUUGGGAUUGUUUCCUUCUUCGUUUGUUGGGGCGUGAAAACGAAAAGCUAUACGCCGACCAGGAUAACACAUUCUCUGCCUACCUCGACAUAUUGCUACCAGGGAUUUAAAUAAUCACGUGCUACAACAACGGAUAUCUUAAAGCUGAAUUGAUGUGGCCGUCUGACAUUUAAUGAAUUCAAGCUGGAGAGCAAAAUGAGUAGGGAAAGGCCGAAGAGAAAUAUCAUUCAAAAGAAAUUUGAUGAUAAUGAUGGAAUCCCUUGGUCAGAAGAGAGGGUGGUGCGCAGGGUGCUCUACCUCUCCCUUAAAGAGUUCAAGAGAGCUCAGAAGAGGAAAAUGGAGAACACUACUGGAUUAGUUAAUGGCUCAUUCGCAAAUGGUCAUUUGAAUGGUUCGGGAGCUAAAGCUAAAGCUGGGCUGUAUGCUGGAAACUGUAAGUCAGACAGGACACAGCAUGGAGCCCAAAGCAAAGACUGCAGUCGUGAAUAUUCAAUCGAGGGGCCUGUCAGAAAGAGGCCAAGACUACAGGCCCAGAGGAAGUUUGCUCAGUCUCAUCCCUGUUCUCCCACGUCCACCCCACUGAAGAUGCUGGAGGUCAUGCCCCCAAGCCCCACUGCCCUGCUCAACCACCUCACAAAACGCAAACCCAAAACUGAAGACUUCCUCACCUUCCUCUGCCUCAGAGGCUCUGCUGCGUUGCCCAGCAACAUGGCAUACUUUGGUAGUGCUAAGGAUGAUGAAGAUGUAGACGAGGAAGAGGAUGAGGAAGAGGAAGAAGACAGUGCUCGCAAUGCUUCUGCAUCCUGCCAGUCUACUCCACGAAAGAGCAGAGGACCCAGCAAAUGCAUUGCCAACGGUCAUGUGUUUAAUGGACAAAUGCGAUUGCGAGCUGCCGAGGAACACGGGAGCAGUUUGAGGGCCAAAGGGAAAGAGGGAAUCCAGGGGAAGGAGAAAAACUCUAUAACAUUAGCUAGAAGUUCCUCUACACACAAUUUACGGCCCUGCAGGUCUGUUCAGGAACAAAAACAACAGUCCUCCAAAAUGAACGGAACAUCGGGAACCUCGGCUGUCAACUCCAGAAAGACGAGAGAACUCCGCACCCCCCUGACCAAAGCUGUGAAAUACCCCAAGGGCCAUGUGACUUACACCAAAGCCAGACUGCUCAAAGAGGCCAAACUCAGCCUGAGCGCACAAACACGGCAGCUCAGCUCUCAACGCUCCAACUCAGGAAAAGCUCAAACCAGCCACGCCAAGAUGCAAAAACAGGUGCUAUCGCCAGCCACCGCCGGGAGGCUGUGUGGAACCGGUGCGUUCCCACCCAGACGAAAUGGACUGAGACAGUCGAAAAGGCAGCUGGAGAUGGGAGCAGAGGUUGAGGUUAAAAAGGUCAAAGUGGAAGUCCUUCCCUUGGAGACCCGGAGUCGAAAAGCAGCUCAGAAGAGACCGGUGCCCCGUAGCCAUGCUAAAAAGGUGGAGCCGCAAACGUCAGGAUCGCAAAGACCCAAACGGACCGUUGCGGAAAAGCUUCUGCUCACCAAACAGACACACUGUAAAGCCACAGUUCUGGCCAAGAACAGCCCCGCUACCUCAACUCAAGACAUUUUGAAACCAGCCAACCCCCCAAAAACAAACAAUUCUGUAAAACAAGUCAAUCCUACUAAUAAAACCGAACCCCUCGACACAGUUGAGCCUAAAAGUGCCACAGACAAAGAGCGAGGUAGGCGUGGUACUGUUGCGGAGGCGACGGAGAUGACGGAGGUUCCCGUUUUCUAUCCUGGUGCAAGGGAAUUUCAGGACCCUCUGGCUUUUAUGGAGUUUGUGCGGGAACAAGCAGAACCGUUCGGGUUGUACCGGGUUGUUCCGCCAGCGGGCUGGCGUCCCGAGUGUAAACUUAAAGAGGAGAUGCGGUUUGUCUCGUACGUGCAGCACGUGCACAAGCUGGGCAGACGCUGGGGCCCAAAUGUACAGCAACUGUCUUGCAUCCGGAAACAUCUGAGGACACAAGGCAUUAAUAUGGAGGAGCCUCCACUAAUAGGUGGGUGUGAGUUAGAUCUCGCCCGAUUCUUCCAGCUUCUAAAUGAAAUGGGAGGCAUGCAGCAGGUGACAGACUUAAAAACAUGGGGCCGGAUUGCCGAUCUGCUGGGCAUCCCACGCUCCGCACAAGAUCGUCUGGCUAAGAUACAAGAGGCUUACUGCCAGUACCUGCUUUCAUACGACUCCCUAUCACCAGCCCAGAGGGCUCAUUUGGAGAAGGAGGUGCUGGCAGAGAAGCAGAGUCUGGAGAGAAGAAGCGGACCCCUGGAAGGUCAGGGAGAUAUAUCCCAGCAUGCCGCUCUGCUGCUUCCACGCUGCGAGCCAAAAAACGGCUUGGUGAAUGGGGCGUUGCACAGGAGCGGACCGCGUGAACAUCUCAGAGAGUUGGACCCUAUGGGGAAGAGCGGGCGGCUGAGAAGACUAGAGAAGAAAGGGGGUGAAGAGGCCGUUUUAAGUGAUCAAUCCAAGUGCACAUAUAGGGGGAAAUCGUUCUCUCUUACAACAUUUUACAGAGCAGCCAGGAACACCAUGAACAUGUGCUUCAGCAAAGAGCCCGACACUGCGGAAAUAGAGAAGGAGUAUUGGAGAUUGGUUGAGGAGAAAGAAUGCCAUGUUGCUGUCCAUUGUGGGAGAGUUGACACGAAGACUCAUGGGAGUGGAUUUCCUGUGGGAAAGUCUGAGCCAUUUUCAAAGCAUGGAUGGAAUCUUACUGUCCUUUCCAAUAACUCAGGAUCCAUCUUACGUCAUCUUGGUGCUGUGCCAGGAGUGACCAUCCCCUGGCUGAACAUAGGCAUGGUUUUUUCUACCUCAUGCUGGUGCCGGGACCAAAACAGCCUUCCUUAUAUAGAUUACCUACACACUGGUGCUGACUGCAUUUGGUACUGUAUUCCAGCUGAAGAGCAAUCGAAACUUGACAAAAUAGUACACACACUGCUGCAGGCUAAUGGGACGCCCGGGCUGGAGAUGUUAGAGAGGAACAUUAUGAUUUCUCCAGAGGUGCUCCGUCAAAAGGGGGUGAAAGUGUACCGGACAGUGCAACAGAGCGGUCAGUUUAUGGUAUGUUUCCCAGGGACCUUUGUGUCUAAGGUGUGUUGUGGCUACAGUGUCUCUGAGACAGUGCACUUCGCCAACCCCCAGUGGAUGAAACUGGGCUACGAGGCAGCUAAGGAUCUUAAAAGGCGUCGAAUAGAGGAGCCUUUCUCCACAGAGAAACUCAUCUAUCAGAUUGCUACAUCUGAGCGCGGAAACAAACAGCUUUUGAAUGCAGUCUCCGUUCUCUUUAAAGAUCUCAGGGAUACAGAGAUAAGACAGCGCAGGGAUCUGUUCGAGGCCGGGCUCCGUCUGUCUGCGCGCUAUGGCACACACUGCGAAUCUUCUGUAGACAAGAAGCAGCAACGCUCGAGGUUUACAGAAGACACAGCUGACAGGCGCUGCCAAGUGUGUCAGCAUCUGUGUUACCUCUCCAUGGUGGUUCAUGAGAGUGAUAAUGUGGUUUUCUGUCUGGAAUGUGCUCUUCGAUAUAUCCAGAAACGAAGGUCCCCUCGUGGCCUCAAAAUGAUGUUUCGUUACACUGAGGAGCAAAUCAACAGUGUGGAAAAUCGUGUGUGUGGAAAAGCACUGGAGAAGGGUGGUGGAGACAAACAGAAAGCCGUCAGCAAGACACCAGCAAAGCGAAGUCCCAGAAACAAGAGCUCCGCCCGCAACGCCCGCUCCUAACCAGACUCUCAGCAACAUUCCUCUUCCAGCAUUACAUAUGUUAGGCCAUAGCGUCUCCUUUUAUAUCAGGUGUUCCUAAUAUUUGUGUACAAAACUCUUCGAUUCUCUUUGUACCUAGUGUAUAGUAUCAAUACAAACCGUUAUUGCACUUUUGUAUUACAAAUACAUGUAGUUACUGGCUGGUUAGUUUCAGUUUAUUGAAUGUAUGGAGGGGACUAAGUGUUACACUGGGUGCAGGAAGCAAAUACACAACUUUUUGGGGCACCUGAGAUAAGACUGUUGGGCCUCAUCCGACAAGCACGAAAUCGUUUGCACUAGUAUUGAGAUAUUGGUUUUUAGAUGAGUAUUUUUGGGUUGUUUUAGCAUUAAAUCGAUCGAGUAUAGAAAUGCGUAUACAUAGAUAUAAAUAUAUCCUAUUCUAUUCCUGUCAUUUGUGUUUAACUGGUGCUGUAGUGACACUUUUUUCCAUGACCCGUAUAGCCCCUUUGUCUCUUGGGCUCACCUGUAAAGUCUUAACAUGCUAUCAGGAUAAAUAAGAAACAUGUCAGCCCUCUCAUGUCAAGCAGUAUGUGUAAAGGACAUGCAGCUGCUGGCAUGUAAGCAAGCUACAAAUAUGAAAAGUCUGCCGCUUUUGACACUAUUUACAGUUUUACCUGAUGUAUGAAGGAGCCUGUGAUCUCAUUUAUAUCAGUACUGAAAUCAUAGAUUUUCUUCUUUAUACAUUUCACGUGGAGAUCUGAAGGCCUUGCGCGAGUACACUUGGUUUUUUAAAGCACAUUGCGAUGCCUUUUACUAAACUUUUUGGAGUACAAACAUAGAUACAGAAGGUUUGAUGCAGAGGGCAAUUUGUACUUGCAUUUUUAAAGUGAUUUUAAACAUAAAGAAAUGCACUUUCCCUGUCAUCCAUAAACGUUUAUCCCCGGACUUUAUAUUUGUAAUUGGUUCCCAAUACUCCUGUUCUGCUAUUAAGAAUCAAAUUUUUAAAUAUACAUUCAUUUGUUUACAUAGAUUAUCACAAAAUACUUAUAUCUAAAAAAGCCCCCCCCCAAAAAUAAAUAAAUAUGUUUAUCUUAAAAAUAAAGCCUUUGAGUUUGGGUCUAUAGGGGUUUGGAUGAGAUAGUCGAGAUGAGGAAAAAGCCUUACUUAUCAAGUUAAAUUAGAUGUUAACAGGGUUGCUACAAAAACAUACAAAAAUAAGUGCUGCUUAAAUCACUGAAUAAGUAUGUCAAGUGGCGAUCCCUAGUUUUUUAGCUUUACUUUUUUAUUAAAGAA